This is a messenger RNA of Nymphaea colorata (pocket water lily), 3070 nucleotides long. RefSeq names its product probable methyltransferase PMT24. Gene Ontology annotation, molecular function: methyltransferase activity. Lineage: Eukaryota; Viridiplantae; Streptophyta; Magnoliopsida; Nymphaeales; Nymphaeaceae. Bases 340 to 2826 code for a protein of 828 amino acids. The record is from RefSeq and is a predicted model, not a curated record. The transcript has 10 exons. Gene Ontology annotation, cellular component: trans-Golgi network; endosome; cytoplasm.
GCCCUCAUCAGAUUUCUGCUGCCCACGUUUCUAAGUGGUUUUUAGCACUCCCCGUCGGGCACCAUCUCCCGUUCUUUACCUUGAAAUCUGGAUUUUCUGGUGUCUUUUCCGGUUAGAGCAGAAUUCUUUAGAAUUCAACUUUGAUGGAUUCCAGCUCGCCUUUCCGGUGAGCCUUGCUUUGGGGCUUUGGUAUCUUUCGUUGGAGAAUGCAUUUGAUCCGUUUGAGUUGGUGAAGCUUAUUUCGGUGGGUUUCCUGGGAGCUGGCUGAGUUCCUCUUUCGAAAUAUUUAAUUUAGUGGAGAAUCUAUGAAAUUGUGAUUCAUCAAAUUAUUGAUGCAAAAUGGCUUUUGGGAAGAACCCUCGAGGGGAGAGGAAAUCGUCCUCACCUUAUGGCUCGACAGUGGUAUUGGUUGUUUUUGUGGCACUAUGCUUGAUUGGGGUCUGGAUGAUGACGUCCUCCUCCAUAACUCCCAUUCAGACCAUACAUGUGCCAUCGGAAACGAAGAUAGACAUGAAAGAUCAAAUUUCAGAUUCAUCGAGGACAUUUGAAGAUGCCUCUGGGGGUCUAUCUUCAGAAGCAACUCAGACAAACAAUGAGACACCAUCCCAGGUGGAAGAGGCACCAGACAAUGUUGAAAGACUAGAAGAAAGACCAAAUCAAGAGGUCCACGAAGAAAACAAUUUGAUAAAUAAUGGUGAUUCUACUGAAGACACAAAAAGUGAAAGUACAGAAACAGAUUCAGGUGGGCAAAUAGAUGCCCAAGAUAAGAAUCCACAACAAGAAUUUGUGACUAGUGAGCAGCAGCCAUCUCAGACUGAAGAGCAACCAGGGGGUAAUCCUGAUGAACCAGCUUCAGAGGGUGUCAACUCAGGCCGCAUAAGAAAUGAGGUGAACCAGAAAGGUCAAGGGAGAAAGCAAGAUCAGACUGAUGAAUAUGAUAGUUCCAAGUACCUUCCUGGAACAGAAAGUGGUGGUGAAGCAACGAAAAGUAAUCCCGAUAGAACUGAAAAGAAUGAAAAACGAGCAUCUCAAUCUGAGGAGAACAGGGAACAGGACCCAAGUGAGUCUUAUCCAGAUCCUGCACAAUCAGAAAUCUUAAACGAGACCAACAUACAGACUGGCACAUGGAAGACACAAGCGACAGAGUCAGAGAAAGAGAAGGAUGUUCAAGAACUAUCAAGGGAUCAAGCUGUCGACAAGGGAGCGAAUGUUAAAGGGGAAACUCCUAUGUAUACUUGGAAACUUUGUAACGUGACAACCGGUGCUGAUUAUAUUCCCUGUCUUGACAAUGAAGAAGCCAUUAAGCAUCUGCGAACAACAAAACACUAUGAACAUAGAGAAAGACACUGUCCUGAUCCAGCCCCCACUUGUGUUGUACCUCUUCCUAAAGGGUAUAAAAGAUCAAUUGAAUGGCCCAAAAGCAGAGAUAAGAUAUGGUACCAUAAUGUGCCUCACACGUUACUUGCGGAAGUUAAAGGCCACCAAAACUGGGUCAAGGUCAGUGGGGAGCAUCUCAUAUUUCCUGGUGGUGGGACUCAAUUCAAGAAUGGAGCUCAGCAUUAUAUUGACUUUAUACAGGAGAUGGUGCCUAACAUUGCUUGGGGAAAAAGGACUCGAGUGAUUUUGGAUGUUGGAUGUGGUGUUGCCAGUUUUGGGGGUUAUCUUUUCGACAACAAUGUGAUUACAAUGUCAUUUGCUCCUAAGGACGAGCAUGAAGCUCAAGUUCAGUUUGCUCUUGAACGGGGAAUUCCAGCAAUAUCUGCUGUUAUGGGCACUCAGAGGUUGCCCUUUCCAAGCAAGGUGUUUGAUAUUGUCCACUGUGCACGUUGCAGGGUUCCAUGGCACAUUGAAGGUGGUAAACUUCUGUUGGAGCUGAAUCGGGUGUUACGUCCGGGUGGUUAUUUUGUUUGGUCAGCUACCCCAGUUUAUCAACAUGACAAGGAUCAAGAAGAUGCUGAAAUAUGGAGAGAAAUGAAAAUUCUUACAAAGGCUAUGUGCUGGGAUGUUAAGAGUAUCAAGAACGACAGGUUGAACGAAGUUGGUGCUGCAAUUUAUCAGAAGCCCACUUCUAAUGAAUGCUACGAGAGCAGGAAGGAGAGUAAACCUCCAAUGUGUCAAGAAACAGAUGAUCCGAAUGCGUCAUGGUAUGUGCCACUGCAAGCAUGUAUGCAUAAGGUGCCUGUGGAUUCAACAGAGCGAGGAUCACAAUGGCCUGAGCAAUGGCCCCUUAGGCUGGAGAAACCACCUUAUUGGUUGUCUACUUCUCAGACUGGAGUUUAUGGCAGGCCUGCUCCUGAGGACUUCAAAGCAGACUAUGAACAUUGGAAACAUGUUGUGAACAAGUCAUACUUGAAAGGUCUGGGAAUCAACUGGUCCACUGUCAGGAAUGUCAUGGACAUGAGAGCUGUGUAUGGAGGUUUUGCUGCCGCCUUAAAAGAUCUAAAUGUAUGGGUUCUGAAUGUUGUGCCAAUCGACUCAGCAGACACUCUUCCCAUAAUUUAUGAACGUGGACUUUUCGGAAUAUAUCAUGAUUGGUGUGAAUCCUUCAGUACGUACCCAAGAAGCUAUGACCUUCUCCAUGCAGAUCACCUUUUCUCGAAUCUCAAAAAGAGGUGCAACAUAAUUGCUGUUGUUGCCGAAACUGAUCGGAUACUGAGACCAGAGGGCAAGAUUAUUGUCCGCGAUGAUAUGGAAACCAUCAAUGAGAUCCAGAACUUGGUUAAGUCAUUGCAUUGGGAGGUUCGACUAACUUACUCAAAGGAUAAGGAGGGCCUUCUGUGUGCACAGAAGAUGAUGUGGAGGCCAGGAGGGUCGUCUUCUAUGUAGUUAGUAGUUUGGACCAUGAAAGGGGCUAGGUGUUCUCCUUUUUUGUCAUUCUUUCAUUCUUCUCAACUUUUUUUAUCUUUCUUGCACCCCUAUGAAUGUUGUAAUUUAUGUCUUAACCUGGUUUUGCGUUGUUGCCUUUGAGGAUUAUGAUUUUGUUGGUUAGCUGGGGUUACUAGGUUCUAUAUUGUAGAAAAUGAGAAUUUUCUAUUGCGAUGGAUAUUUGCCGUACAGUACUAGUUUAAUA